AAAAGAAAUGGCGUCAGAUAGAGUCGUUGGGCUUCUGGAAAGAAGCGACCCUUCUCAUUUGAAACCAUGGGAUACCACAGAGCCCCAGGAGGCUGGAGAGGUUAUGACUUCCUAUUUAAUGGACUGCAGACGGAAACAGAAGCUCAUGUGUCAGCAGCUUUGUGUUUUGGAUGAUAUGUUGAAGUUGCUUGGCGGUCUAGAUUCCGCAGAGCAGUUCCUCAGAGAGACCUGCCCACCUAACCCAGGCAGUGAGGCCCGUAUUACCUGGAAGGCUUUGAAAACAGAGUAUCAGGAGCAGGUUGAAGAAUUGGAGCAUUUGAUGGGCACACUGGGGAAGCGAAUGGGGGAUCUGCAAAAUAAACGACAGACAGUGGAGACCCUGCUGAUAGCCCUGGACAAGAAAAGGGAGGAGUGCAAGGAAAAGCAGAGAAUUGCUGCAAAGCAGCAGCAGAGAGCUGUGAAACAGAUUAAUCUGCAGUUGGAAGAAUCCCUGCAGACGGCGCAGAAUGCCUUGCGUGUUUGUGAGAAACGUCUUUCCAAGCUCAGAAGUGAUGUAGAUGAGCAACUAACUCAUGUAGCUGAUUGGACAGUCAUUAUACACAGGUUGCAGAAUGUGCUGACGGUCACUCAGACUAAAAUGCAGUACAAGCUGCUCUUAGCCAGCCCUUCUGAGUUGUGUCUAGAGCUUCUGCCCCGCUCCACUGAACAGUCACUGCACCCUCUCUGUCUCUCCGUCACCAUGACAUGUGACGACAUCUUCCACCUUCAGGUGUUUCAGGGCACAGCCGGUGUUUUGGAGGAGUCAGUAGAAGGUCCUGUAAGAGAGCUGAAUGCUGCCCUACUGGAGGUUACACAGCGCUACAUUAGUCAAGGAGACAUGCUUGCUGAGAUCCAAACAUUGCACUCGAGGUUUGCGAUUGACUGGUGUCCAGCCAAGCGACUGUUGAUCUUCCUGAAGUCUGCAACCAUAGUGUGCCACCUGAAGCUGGAUGAGGGCUACCCCUCGAGUGGGCAAGCACGACUGCUGUCUGUGCGCAAAGACGGCCACCUGCUCGAUGUUGACACAAUGCAGCCCCCUGUAGUGAAUCCUGCUCUAACAGACUGGCUUGAGUUUCUCUCCUCCAACCCAGCCUUCUGAGCUCCACCUGCUGUGCCAAGCUAGUCUGCUCAAAGAAGCUUCUAAACACUUGUCAUGUUCAGUCCAUGCAGAAUUUGUUUUACUAAGGUUAUGUUUGAACUGCACUAGUGUAUACUCGUGCACUAGUGCAGAUGAUGAACAAAUUAUUUCAUGCUAUUAAUAAGUAAGGUAAGCUUUGUGGGUUUUGUCAGUGCAUGUUUUUGUUUUUGUGUGGUGUUUUUUUUUUGUUUUGUUUUUUAAUUAAUUGACCUAUUUUCUCUGUGUGGAUAUAGAGGAAAUUGAUGGAAGUGUUUCUUAAAACUAACCUUGUAUAUAAUAAAUUCAAUUUUAUCUUACUAAAUCAUUUUCUGUUUGAAUAGUGUACAGUGAAAUUGGCGUGUUUGCGCUUGUAUGUUUUGUUUUUUUUUCUGAAUGUAUGGUGUG
Molecule: messenger RNA, 1561 nt
Organism: Electrophorus electricus (electric eel)
Lineage: Eukaryota; Metazoa; Chordata; Actinopteri; Gymnotiformes; Gymnotidae
Product: outer kinetochore KNL1 complex subunit ZWINT
Biological process (GO): mitotic cell cycle checkpoint signaling
Cellular component (GO): kinetochore
Source: RefSeq, a predicted model, not a curated record